AUGUAUCCCAAUGUCAUCGUUCCAUUCAACGGAAAAUUAGAUUGGAAAUGUAAACGUCUCGAUAGCUACUCACAACUUCAGUCUUCGAAUUUGGCUUGGGAGACAAAUUUGAAGACAGGAGCAUCGGCAGUUAACAUACAAGUGUAUAUCAAAAACAAAGCAAUGACUCUGGAUAAUCUUGACAAAGUUCUAUUAGUGAUUGAUGACUGUGGAUUUGAUGAUUUUGGAGAAAAUGUAGUUUUAUGCAGACCCAUUUCUAAUGGGGGAUCUCGUGCUACAUUCAAGGAAUCUGUAAGAGUUGCUGAAACAUGCUAUCACUACAUCAGACAGAUGACCAAAAGAGCUGAAAUAGCUGGUUACGGUAAAGGAAUUGCAGCAAAUAUUCUUCUUGCCACGGCUGUCAAACUUCAUGACGAAUAUUGCUACUCGUUUUCAGUUAUUUUUGUUGAAGAAUCUAUCAUCGAUAUCAAAAAAGAAUUUGAAGAAAGUCACUGGAUUGGAACUGAAUUCAUGAUUUCUUGGUUCCGUAAGAAGAUGAUGGCAGAGACUUACCAACAAUACGGUCUUCAUAAAGCAGAAUUCGGGGAAAACAUCAAAAAACUGUAA
Messenger RNA from Caenorhabditis remanei, 606 nucleotides. RefSeq lists its product as uncharacterized. The transcript has 6 exons. Lineage: Eukaryota; Metazoa; Nematoda; Chromadorea; Rhabditida; Rhabditidae. Bases 1 to 606 code for a protein of 201 amino acids. The record is from RefSeq and is a predicted model, not a curated record.